CCCUCUUUCGCAACGGCCGGGAUCAUGGCUUGCUCUCAACAGAAGUGACAGCACUCGUCCGAAGCCACGCCACGCCAAGCCAAGAAGGCCGCCGCCCUACGCCGUCUUUCCCCCUAGCGCCGCCGCUGAGUGGCGGCGUCGCGGCGUGGUGGUCGGACCCCAUCGUCUACUCGCCUCGCCUAAUUGACGCCCCGUCUGCCGCCCACCCGCUCUCCUAUUUAGUUGCCAACGCCCCGUGCCUGGACCCCUUCCUUUGUUUCCCUCCAUCUCAUCUCAUCUCGGUCCCCGUCUCCAUCCCCUUUGCCCCUUCUUCUCCAUCUCCUCAUCCUCCAUCUCCUCUACGCCUCGCCUUUUCAUUCUUUCAAGGCAGCGUGCUCACGGCAUACACUCUUUGGCUUGUCCCUCGAAUCGUCCUCUCUCUCACCCAUCAUCAUCAUCUCUUGCUCUCGCACCACCAUGUCGUCGUCGGCCUCAUUCCGCUGGCUCUUCGUAGCCCUCGUCGCCUUUGUCUACUGCGUCGCUUCGGCCAACGCUGAGAAGGCUGGCUUCAUCCAGGUCCGCAGCCCUCAUCCCCACCCUCACGCCCAGCCGGGCUUGAUCAGCUCCCUCGUCGAGACUGUAACGGGCAAGCGCCCUGCCCCUGCUCGUCCUCUUGGAGAGCUCCAGAAGUCCACUGUACCUUCAUCGGCCCCUCCUCCGGUCGCAUCCUCGAUCAAGAAGACGCAAACCAAGGCCUCGUCGGCGGUUAAGAACCCCAGCAAGCGACCCGUUGGUGCCUUCGCUACCACAUACCCUCUCUCGGCCGGUGACCUCUUCGUCUGGCAGUCUAAGAACCCGCACAACGAGGCCGACACCGAGUCCGCCACCAUCAUCAUCCACGGCGUCGACCGCAAUGCCGGCGACUACUUCACUACGCUCAACACUACCUGGAAGGCGGCUCGCAACCAGAACCUCGCUCGUGCCCCGGCAAAGUCGAUGCUCAUCGCUCCGCUCUUCUUCGACCAAGUCUACGACAAGGGACUCUACGACCCGACCACCCUCGCAUGGGGAGAGAACAACGCUUGGUGCCUCGGUGAGGGCUCGACCAACCCCUCUGGCUCUGGUCUCUCGUCCCUCUCGGCUCUCGACGAGCUCGUUGCCCGCUUCUCCAACCGCAAGAACUUCCCCAACAUGAAGUACAUCACCUUUGUCGGCCACGGUUGCGGUGGUAUGACUCUCCAGCGCUACGCCGCCCUCACCUCGAGCAGCUCCAAUGGCGUCCCCAUCCGUUACGUCGUUGGCAACCCCUCGUCGAUGCUCUACUGGUCCCGCGACAGGCCCAGCGACUCGUUCAACGCCAACUCGUGCCCUUACUACAACUCCUUCUUCUUUGGCCUCGACGACUUCUACAUCCCGUACCCCAAGAACAAGAACUCGGCUCAGCUCUUCAAGUCGUACGUUCAGCGCGACGUCCGCUACCUCGUCUCCCUCGACGACAACGGAGGCGGUGACCAGACGUGCGAGGCAAAGGCCGCUGGUGGUGUUGCCCGCAAGUCGCGCACCUUGGCUUACUGGAAGUACAUCAACAUCCUCUCGGGCAAGAAGGCCAGCGACUACUCGCAGUUCCCCGGCUCCUUUACUCGCUUGCAAAAGUCGCAGCAGGGCGGCAACUCCGACAACGAGUUCGUUGACGACGUUAAGGCUAAGGACUUUACCGGCGUCAACUUCGCUCAUCAGCUCGUCCAGCUGUCUGGUGUCGGCCACAACGCACCGGCCGUCCUCACCUCGAGCCAGGGUCGCAAGGCCAUCUUCGCCUAAGUGCGCGCACAAAGUAGCAGCAGGGACAUUUGCUUUCUCCGUUUCGCCUUCUCCUCUCGUAGCCCUACACUAUCAUAUUGCCCUUUCUCCUCUGGCGCCCUUGGCUCUGUGUCUCUAUCCAGUCACCGCACAACCAAUCACAUUGCGUCGAUUGACUAGCUCG
This is a messenger RNA of Jaminaea rosea, 1960 nucleotides long. RefSeq lists its product as hypothetical. Bases 457 to 1797 code for a protein of 446 amino acids. Lineage: Eukaryota; Fungi; Basidiomycota; Exobasidiomycetes; Microstromatales. The record is from RefSeq and is a predicted model, not a curated record. The transcript is spliced from 2 exons.